Molecule: messenger RNA, 734 nt
Organism: Colletotrichum destructivum
Lineage: Eukaryota; Fungi; Ascomycota; Sordariomycetes; Glomerellales; Glomerellaceae
Product: Putative Acylphosphatase-like domain-containing protein
Exons: 5
Coding region: 118-396 (92 amino acids)
Molecular function (GO): acylphosphatase activity
Source: RefSeq, a predicted model, not a curated record
CUCAGAGUUGUUCCCGCUUCUUUUGCUUAAGAGAGCUCCGAGCUACUUUUGACCUCGUUACAUUCCGCCUCCCAGCACUGCACCCCGGCUUUAAAGGAAAGGAGAACACGAAACAUCAUGGCGAAGAGGAUAUACUUUUUGGCCCAUGGCGGCCAAGUACAAGGCGUGGGGUUCCGCUACUUUACCCAGAAAAGAGCGACCGAGUAUGGACUCACAGGGUGGUGUCGCAACACGGAUAACAACAAGGUUGAGGGCGAGGCGCAAGGUGACGAGGACGCGCUGAAGAAGCUUCUCAAAGAUAUCGAUCAGGGGCCGAGGUCGGCCAAGGUCGUCAAACUCGACCAGGAGCAAAGGGAUCUCGUCAACGACGAAAAGGACUUUCUGGUCAGACGAUGAGAGGUGCCGGGGCACCGAUCCUGCAACUGAGGGGUGUGCUAGUGAAAUGCUGCGAGACGGAGACGGGAAACGGGCUUGCUGCCCGGUCUUGGGCCAUCACAAGCAUAUCCUAGGGCAACAUAUGAUUUGUUCAUGGUCACUCUGAAUCACAGCUUGGAGAGUAUGUUAUUGAAGAGAUGGCAACACUGGUUUAUCGGGCCCAUGACUUGACAUCACAAGCUGUCCGGGUCGCCGUACCACUGUCACGAGCUCAAACGAGCAUGCUACUCUCUUGACCAUGAAUGUGUUCCCAUAACAAUAUUACAAGCACAAUUACAUCAAUACAGUCUCAAAUACGG